This is a messenger RNA of Pelobates cultripes (western spadefoot toad), 34290 nucleotides long. Lineage: Eukaryota; Metazoa; Chordata; Amphibia; Anura; Pelobatidae. The record is from the annotation of a GenBank genome assembly.
CCUGAUUAAAUAACGCAAAACAAAGUUUCCAAGAAAUGAUGUGAGCUAUUUAAUAAUCUCAUAAAAUUGGGUAUUUAAAAAAAGAAAAAACUGAAGAUAAAGCGGCAAUGUUUUAUAGUGUAUUAGGCAAAACGAGAGGUCAAAUAAUGAUAAAAAAAUGUAUUAACUAGGUUUAAAAAAACAUAGAAAAUGUGAUCUUAUAAAAGGAAGGGAUUCUUAUAUUAAAAUAUUUACAAUAUACCAAGAAAAACAAAUUGAGCUAAAUCUUAAAAGGGACCCUCCACUGUCAACAAAACAAAACAACAACUUUAUAUUAGAUACAUAUUUAUUUAGGCAUUUUUUUCAUUGGGGCUAUAUCCUUUGCAAGCCCUGCCAUUCUUUCUGUGGUUGCCCAAUCAAAGACAUCCCAGUGUAGCUCUAUGAGAAUUCUUUGCAAGGCAGGAGUUCUGAGCAUUUGGUGCUGCAUAAAAGUUUAGUUCCACAGAGCUAAACAAUCAGGAAGUAACAGGACUGACCGCCUGAUUGACAGCCAGGAGGGUGUGGACCAAAGUUCAUUUAUAAAAGUGCCAAUUUCUCAUCUAGUUAUAUGAGUAAAAAAGAAAUAAAAGUGGACAUACUAUACACAUAUAAAGAAACUCUCCUCCCCCCCAUUACAAAUGUGGGGGGGCAUGAUCGCUGCCCCCAGAUAGGUUAUUGGAGAGUCAAGGCAACAAUGCAAGUUGUUGGAAAAGCGAUACUAGGGUCAGUAAGUGGUGUGUCUUGUCAGAGAGUGCUGGACAGUUGAGUGUAGGCAAACUGUGAUUUUGACCACCCACCCACUGUUGGCUUGGUUGCUUGGUUUGUCAUUCUUUGCUUAAUUUGUGUUUUCUGUUCUGUUGUUCUCACAGCUUGGCAGAUGUCUUGGCCAGCUUAAAACGAGAGCUUAAAGUUCCUUGUCCAUUCCAGAGCUUCGGAACUCAGAGUCUGCUGAAGGCUGAUAGAGAAAGACAGGCUGCAUAGGACUCAUGGUUUGGUUAUCUGUCUGUCUGGUAAUCUCUCAAACGGCUGACAGUUGGCAAUGUUUGUUGGCCUGUGAGUGUGUUCAGAAAUAAAGCUGUGGCCGUUGCCCUAUCCACUAAUUAGGAGUCAGACUUUUAUUUAAGGGGCAACGUGAUGGGGAUUAUGGGUGGGUCAGCAGUCAAGAGGUUUGGAGUGUAACUUUAAUGAAAGAAAUAAGAAACACAAAAAAAGGAUAACCCUAAAGACCAACCAUGCAUGAUAUUCACAUUUUAACAUUCAAAUAUACAGUUUAACUGUGAAAUGAAAAAGUAAAUUAUAAAAAAAACAAAACACUUGGAUUUGAUUUGAACACUAAAAAUGAAUGAUUCCAUUUUCCACCGGAUAUGGUUCAAAAAAAGUUUACAACCUGGUCCCUGUGACGGAAUUAUUCAAUUUUAUGCUAGCUUAGAUCAGAGUAAAAUGGAAUGGAUGGACUGUAAAAGCAGGUUCCAAAUGUUGUAGGUAACAAAAACAAAGGAGAACAAGGAUUGUAUAUCUGGUUAUAGAAUUAUUUCUUAAUUUAAUCUUGAUAUAAAAGUUCUCCAAAAUAAUUGAUCAAAGAACUGAAAAUUUAAAGGAAUACAUUACCUCAUUUUUUUUUUUUCAGAACUCCUUUUUAUAUAUAAAAACACAACUAAACUGGCCUUUACCCCGGCACUGAGAUAGACUCCUCACUGCAGAUAGGUGAAGAUAGCUGGACAAUGACUGCACCGAGGUGGAGAGUUACUUUUUUAAAGAAACACUAUAUCAUUAGAAUUACAAACAUGAGUUUUACUUCCUUUACCAUCCAGUCCUCAUCGGACCAGUCACCGCAGGGAAGCUUUGCUUCUUUGGCAGAGAUGAUCAAUGUAGAUGAUCUCAGCCAAUCCAAUGAUUUCCCAUGCUACUGUGCAUGCACGGCAAAAUGCAGAGCUGCACCAAUCAAUGAGAUCAUCUGAUUGAAAUAGCCGAGUUUCAUUCGGCUAUUUUGGUAGAAGCACCUCUAGGGGCUGUCAGAGUAACAGCCACUAGAGGAAUUUUAAACUUGAAAUGUAAUCAUUGCCAUUUGUGCAGAACAGCAAUGUAUUCAGCUGCACUGUUAAAAGGACAGGAAUAUGGCACACAAACCACCUUGAGAUAAGAUUCAGCGGCCUGGGUGCCUAUAGUAUCCCUUUAAGAUAUAAUGAGAUGAUUCCAAAUCGGGUAUUACAUGCUAUUCAAACUGAUGUUUUAAAAAAGUCAUCUUAGUUAAUAAGUUUAGGGGGAAAAAUGGAUUAGAGAAGAUCAUUUCCUUUAAGUGUAUCCUACCUUUCACACAAUAUUUUUAAAACAUGAUAUUUCUGUUCAAAGUAUACCUAACUAUAGACUGCCAUUAUUUUCGACCUGUCUCUUUCUUGGCACACUGCCAUAUCUGGUUUUAUCCACCGCCCUGCUAGGGCUGCUACAUUUUGCAGUUCAGUGAUCCCAGUAAUGACUUUGCAUUAUCAAAGAUGUGGAAAAGCAGUGUGGAAAAACCCCCAAAAAGGAGUCCCCCUCCCCUUUCCCAUCCCAACUAAACCCUCCUGUCUCCACUCACAAUCAGGCUCAAUAAUUAGACCUGCAUCAAUUUAAUUAACCUAAUACAGGUGGUCCUCAUUUUGCAACCUACCUGUUUUAUCACGGCUUGCGUUUAUGACCAGCUGGUCUAUGUUUGAGGAAUUUGAGGGAUUCCCUGCUCUGCUGCGCUUGUCUAUGUUCGGGAAAAUUUCCCCAAACAUAGACCUGCACUGGUGCGCAUGCACUUCACGACCGGGUCAUAAGAACAGAGAGGGCGGGGCCAUGCACAGAUUACUGUGUUCAGUCUGAGAGGGCGGGGUCAGGCACAGAUUGCGGUGGUCAGUCAGAGGGGGCGGGGCCAUGCACAGAUCACUGUGUUCAGUCAGAUGGGACGGGGCCAUGCACAGAUCGCGGUGUUCAGUCAGAUGGGACGGGGCCAUGCACAGAUCGCGGUGUUCAGUCAGAGGGGGCGGGGCCAUGCACAGAUUGCGGUGUUCAGACAGAGGGGGCGGGGCCAUGCACAGAUUGCGGUGUUCAGUCAGAGGGGGCGGGGCCAUGCACAGAUCACUGUUCAGCCUGAGGGGGCGGGGCCAUGCACAGAUUGCAGUGUUCAGUCAGAGGGUGGGCGGGCACACUGCCCGCACAGAUCACUGUUCAGCCUGAGGGGGCGGGGCCAUGCACAGAUUGCGGUGUUCAGUCAGAGGGGGCGGGGCCAUGCACAGAUCACUGUUCAGCCUGAGGGGGCGGGGCCAUGCACAGAUCACUGUGUUCAGUCUGAGGGGGCGGAGCCAUGCACAGAUCACGGUGUUCAGCCUGAGGGGGCGGGGCCAUGCACAGAUCAAUCUCAUUCAGACUCAAUACAGCGAUCCUAGAGUCCAACAGCCUCUGUUCUGGCCAGGAAGCAGCAGUCUCCAGGCAACAGGUAUGGAUAGAAUUUUGGCAGAAUAUCUGCUUCCCUUUUAGGCACGACCUGUCCUCAGGGGCUUCCUCGAAUGUGAAACACAUGACAGGCGCACAGUCGGAUUUGCCGGCAUAUGCGCUAACCUUACCCAAACCCCCAUUAAAACACUGACACAGGUUAUACUGUUGGAAAUAAUUUGUCCACAGCUUUAUUAAAUUAUUAAUAAAUAAUUAAGGAAUAACAAAUGGGGUCAUUGCCAACAAAUCUUAAUAAUGUUAACCUCCCCCAUAUACAUAACAUACCCCUAGCAAUGACCCCACAAUAAUAACAAUAGAUAACAAUCUAAAUAACAUGUUAAUACAGAAACUGGCCGUCCAAUUUGACCACAUUUCCACCAGGUUAAAUUGUAGGGGUGUACCGAGACACCGCUACCCACCAUAUCCAUUGUAGGGGUGUACCAAGACACCGCUACCCACCAUAUCCAUUGUAGGGGUGUACCAAGACACCGCUACCCACCAUAUCCAUUGUAGGGGUGUACCAAGACACCGCUACCCACCAGUUCCAGUGUAGGGUGUACCAAGACACCACCACACCCCCAGGUUCGGAGCCACCGACGGGCUCGAACCUACCAACCACGUGCAACACUGCCCAAUCCACACUAAACCUCAGGAUGCCCACUUUCUCCUCCAUCUACCCUCCGAUUUAACCAGGCCAUUCCCCGCCGCUGUGAAAAAACGGGAAAUCAACUAACCUAACCAAAUACAGGGAGGGUGGGAGGGACAACUGACAGGUAAGCUUAGGUUCAGUUAAAAUGGCCACUUCAUAUAAUGGCUGGUAUAAAUACUCCCCUUAUGGCUCCGCCCUACCCAGCAUGCUAGCGGUCACUAAAUUCCUGUGGCUGCUAUGCCUACCUCCUGGCUCUGUCAAGGCCUAUUCCUCUUAGCUGCUCUGAUCCAUGGGCUACAUGACAGGCGCACAGUCGGAUUUGCCGGCAUAUGCGCUAACCUUACCCAAACCCCCAUUAAAACACUGACACAGGUUAUACUGUUGGAAAUAAUUUGUCCACAGCUUUAUUAAAUUAUUAAUAAAUAAUUAAGGAAUAACAAAUGGGGUCAUUGCCAACAAAUCUUAAUAAUGUUAACCUCCCCCAUAUACAUAACAUACCCCUAGCAAUGACCCCACAAUAAUAACAAUAGAUAACAAUCUAAAUAACAUGUUAACACAGAAACUGGCCGCCCAAUUUGACCACAUUUCCACCAGGUUAAAUUGUAGGGGUGUACCAAGACACCGCUACCCACCAUAUCGAUUGUAGGGGUGUACCAAGACACCGCUACCCACCAUAUCCAUUGUAGGGGUGUACCAAGACACCGCUACCCACCAGUUCCAGUGUAGGGUGUACCAAGACACCACCACACCCCCAGGUUCGGAGCCACCGACGGGCUCGAACCUACCAACCACGUGCAACACUGCCCAAUCCACACUAAACCUCAGGAUGCCCACUUUCUCCUCCAUCUACCCUCCGAUUUAACCAGGCCAUUCCCCGCCACAGCUCAGGACUUGACACCUAAAGCUCCUGAGCGACCCCCACCACACCGGAAUAAGGCCUGUUGAAUGCCUUCCUGAAGGCCCAAUUUAAACAGAUCACACCUUACAUCCGAAAAUGUACCCCAUCCCACCUGGAGUACCCAGGGAGCUUUCCUCCCAAUUCGUUGUGUCUCACUGUUACACCGCCCCCACAUCUGAUAAAUACCGCCAUCAAUUUUUUAUUAAGUUGUCCUCGACACCGAGCUACCACGGCCGGGUACGUAGUAUGUCUCCAAUGUAACCAAGGAACCAUCUCGGACCGCACCACCACCACACCCGUGGCCAGCUCCCAUAGCUGGUCCACCUCCCUCUGCCUCCACCUGAUCAAUUCCUUUUCCGGGACCAUGCCAAUAUCCAGAAUGUCCUGGAAAGUACCCCUUGUUACCUCCCGGAAAAAUUUCUCCCCUAAUGUCUUGCCACCAAAAUCCCUGAAAAACAAAACCACUCCUGCUCCACCAAUUUCAAAGGAAAGCCCAGUUACGUUUGAACUGAAACGCGGCUCCCAUCUGUGCCCCUUAGAUAUAAGAAUGACCCACCAACCAUGUCACCAAACCUGAAACGAAAGUAAUUAGCGACACGGCAUAGCCCCAAACACAAACCCAUACGUCCAUAGCCAUUAAACCAAAUAGACUGGCCUGAAACAGGACUUAAACCGUACUGACUCCCACCUGCCUAAACGUUUCCCUAGGUCCUCACUUAAAACCAGGUGGGGUGCCUCUGUUACCGCCAUCACCUGGGAAGAAUGGGUCCCAAAGUGCCCGGGAUCCAAACCCAACAUUGUCAAACCCCUUCGAACAAACACCUGCGGGAAUUGAAUCGUGACAGCACCGAUCUGUCCCCUUUUAUCAGUAAGCCAUCCGGGAUGUCCGGGCAAAGCUCCAAGUAGCAUGAUGCGCUUAACACCGGGCGUACCCCUGACCCCGGCAGGGAAUAUAGCUUUACCAAACCUCCUUUACCAGACACAUUCGUUCUUGAACAACCCUACUGAAUCGUUACCUUAACCGACUAAGGUUCGACAACCGAGUGUAGAACUCCCCAACACCUGCCCGAAGGCACUCACCAGUUCCCCAAUCCAAAUUGCCCCAAGCCUCCGAGAAGGCCACCGCAAGCAAACUCACUGCAAAAGUAGGGUAAUACACCACCAGGCGUUGCGUUACCCACGGAAACCCACCGCCCGGCACCGACAUAUUUCAUAUCUCUCCGUAAGACCCGCGAUGCCUGACGGACGUGACAACGUUCCGUCACUUCCUCCCAAUCAGUCAGUUUAAACCCUAACGACAAUGCCACCAUGCUCCUGUCCAUUGCUGAUGGAGCUAACGCUGAACAAACAAACGGCUUAGGAACCACAGCAAGGUAUCCCUUCGCCCCUCCUUUGACUGCCCCCACAGUGAAACCAACCGCCUUGUCCCACAUAUCUCAAACGUUCACAUAGGCAGUCCCUGUGCCCGGUGCCAUAGGAUUCUGUAUCGAUCCUCCAAGCAUGGCAUCUCGAGCUGCCACAUUUCCUCCAGACUGGACAGUCCCUCCUCCCGCGCCCCCUUGCCAGGCUCUGGAGUAUCCGGUGGAUGCCGACUCCUGUCCGCGCUGGUCCAGCCUCAAGCCCGUAAAAGUAACACUCCUCGACCUGCUUCUCCAUCCCUCAUCCGACCUCCCGCUGCUGCUGUGCCUGUCAUUGUCGUUGCGCUGCUCCCUGCCGUACUCACACCUGCUGAUGCUCCUCCUGUGUUCCUGCUCCUGAGAACGCCCCCCAGGGGGCUCCCGCUUGCCUCUGUACCUUACGUCCAUUUCCACCCGUCCAUGUCCUCUCUUCUGCCCUCUGCUUGCAGUACCUGGCCUCUCCCAGGCCGCCUCAUCCACUUGUGGCCCCUUUAAUUAAUCCUGGUUGUUGGCCUUCCCCUCCAUAGCUGCUCUGCUGUGCCUGUGAAGACUCCGCCUGCUGCUUUCACUAUCCCAUUCCUUCACCUCUGACCUGACCCUGGCCCCAUCCAGUGCCGCCUCCGUCUGUGUCCCGCCGACCUGGAACCCCCCCGCCUGCCCAUUUGGGGGGGGAGGAGGGAACGCUUUUACACUGCUGGGCCCUUGCAUCAUUCCCCCUGUCACUCAGGUAUGCCACCAGGGGCAGACUCACCAGGACGCCUCUUGCCGCUCUCCCUGCCUGGCGGCCAUCAUGUCAUGCUGGAUUCCGCCGUCCUUUGUGCUUUCCCGCCCCCCCGCCUUAUUGCAGGGGGCGCUCUUCCUGUGCGGCCUCAUCCUGACCUGCCGUCUUGCCUGACCGGCGCCGCGUCGAACAUACGGCGCCAGCCGCCCUCCAACUCCUGCCUGCUUUCCGACCUCAUUCUCAGCCUUCCCCUUGCCGCCUCCUGACAGGCUCACGGGCUGCCGAACUAACGAUGUCACUCACAGGCUGCCGCUGGGGCGUCCUCGCUCUCCUUGCUGGCCUCUCUUCCACCGCCGCGUGGGGGGGGGGUAACAGACGUGCUCGGGGCCCCCCAGCUGCUCCUGCAGCCACCAGCCACGAUUCUGCCACAACCUUUGUGACCAGGAUGGUGGCUUGCUUGGAGUUCUGUCUGAGGCUGAUGGGAGUGAGCAUGCAGCAGCAGCAGCUCACUCCAGCCUCUCCUGUACCUCCAUGCUGUCUCCUGUCUCAGUACUGUCUGUUCUACAUGCUGCUGAUGGGAGUGAUCAUGUAGUAGCAGCUCACUCCAGCCUCUCCUGUACCUCCAUGCUGCCUGUUCUGCCAUGCUGCCUCCAUGCUGCCUGUUCUGCUAUGCUGCCUCCAUGCUGCCUGUCCUGCUAUGCUGCCUCCAUGCUGCUGCCUUCUCCCUCCAGGGCAGGCAGCUUUCACAACUGACAGGUAAGCUUAGGUUCAGUUAAAAUGGCCACUUCACAUAAUGGCUGGUAUAAAUACUCCCCUUAUGGCUCCGCCCUACCCAGCAUGCUAGCUGUCACUAAAUUCCUGUGGCUGCUAUGCCUACCUCCUGGCUCUGUCAAGGCCUAUUCCUCUUAGCUGCGCUGAUCCAUGGGCUACAGGGCCUGCAGUGCUGGGAAAUUUACAUCAUAUAAAUAAAAGAGGCAGGGGGGUUUGUGAUACGUGCGUCUUAGGUGAUAAUAUGUGAUUAAUAACAUACGUAAUAGAGAAUGUGGCUAAUUAACUGUGUAAAUCUGUUCAUCUUUGAGAGAGGCUGAAUAGCUAUUUGUUAUUUUGUGAAAAUUUAGGAAUGUGUUUCUAUGUUAACAUGUCUGUGUUUUUGAAUUUUAGCGUGUCUUUUUUUAUGUUAGCGUGUCUGUGUGUUUGUAUGUUAGCGUGUCUAUGUUUUUGAAUUUUAUCGUGUGUGUUUGUAUGCUAGCGUGUCUGUGUGUUUGUAUGUUAGCGUGUCUGUGUGUUUGUAUUUUAGCAUGUCUGUGUUUUUGAAUUUUAUCGUGUGUGUUUGUAUGUUAGCGUGUCUGUAUGUUAGCAUGUCUGGUUGCUAGAUGCGUGUUAAAUGUAACUAAUAAAGUGUGAGUGUCUGUGUGGCUAUUAGGUUUGUGAUUUUGACCUGUGCCAUAACGCUACCAAAGCACCAUGGGAGAUGUAGUUUCAAAUAUGUUCUGUUUAUGAAUUUGAAUGUUUACUGGGAAUAAACUGUGAUGACGCCCUUUCCGUUCUCUGCAUGUAUUGACAAGGAAAAUACGUUUGUGAAAGUUCAAGGUACAGAAGUCCUGUGUUUAUAACCUGCUUCCAAACAGAAUAAUUUUUAGAGAGAUACCCGGCAGACUACAGGACAAUGGAGCAAAAGGUCCACACAUUUAAUAAACCCAAGGUAAGACGAACACAGAUCAGAGAGGAAUUCAUUUAUUUAAAUAUAAUAUGGCUAAUUAAAACAGGAUUCAUUUAGAAGUAACCAGCGAUAAUUGCAGCGCAGUGUUCAAUCCUAUGCUUGAGGUUUAUUCGCUAAUCUUUAAUCCAGAGUUAAUCCAGAGUCACUCCUAACCAUACUUAAUAAUAGUCUCCUUCAAACAGUGUUUGUUGUUUUAUAAAAUAUAAAAAUAAUAAUCUAACAGCAUUUGGUGCCCACAAUAAUGGGAAAAGAAUGUACAGCGCUGCAGAAUCUGUUGGCGCUUUACAAAAUUAUAAUAAUUAUCUAACAGCUGUUGCUGUAGACAACAAUGGGAAAAGAAUGUACAGCGCUAUGGUAUAUUAUAAAAGGAUGAUAUAAAUAAUGGUCUGAUUGCUGUUAUAUAAGUAUCUCAGACCGAAUCAUUUUUAUUUAGAAUAUAUUUUACUGUUACCAGAAAGGAUAUUUGCAGAUUACUGCAGGUAUGUGACAUCCCAUUCAUUCAAACCAUUGUCUGGAAAUCUAUUGUGAAACAGGACUGUACAUGGGGCACACGGUUGUGCAUUUUUACAGUAAGAACAAUAAGGAUGUUGAAUUCUCUGCCUGAAGAAGUGGUUUUAUUGGACUCUGUAAAGAUGUUUAAAGAGCAACUGGAUGAAUACUUGCUUAUUGUUUCAAGGAGAUAUCGGACUGCCAUUCUGGCGUCAAAAAGGAUUUUAUAUCCUAGUUUGUUGCAAAAUUGGCAAAGGAAGAGGCGCUGGGCCGCAUGGCUGGCCCUUUCCGGGACCCGCCUCUCCCUGACAUCAGGGUCUCACCGUUAGGCAUCGUGCCCAAGAGAGAACCGGGGAAGUUUCGGCUCACCAUCUAUUGCACCCUCAAGGGGGCUCGGUAAAUGAUGAUAUCGCGGCGGAACUAUGCCAGGUUUCAUACGCUUCGUUCAAUGUGGCGGUGGGCAUGGUCAGGGCCUCGGGCCCGGGGCACUCAUGGCAAAAACCGACAUUGAGUCGGCCUUUCGCCUCCUACCGGUUCACCCGGAGUCCCAUCAUCUCCUGGGUUGUGCAUUUGAAGGGCAUUAUUACGUGGAUAUGUGCGAUAUCCUGUUAUUUUGAAUGUUUUAGCUCCUUCAUGGAAUUGGUGGUGAGAGCGGAGUCCGGUUACGACUCCUUGCUUCACUACUUAGACGAUUUUCUGUGUGUGGGUCCCGCACAUUCCCCGAUAUGCGCGCAGAUUUUGCAAUCAGUGGCGGACGUGGCCUGUGGGUUCGGUGUUCCGCUGGUGCCCGACAAAACAGUUGGCCCUUCCCCGUGUUUGUGCUUUCUCAGAAUCAAGCUGGAUUCUGUUAUUGGGGAAUGUUGGCUCCCAGUGGACCAAUUGACUGAUCUAUGGGGGGCGGUGCGGGAGGCGGGCUCCCUAUGGAAGAUUACGUUACAACGACUUCAAUCCCUCUUGGGCAAGUUGAACUUCGCCUGUCGGAUCAUGCCUAUGGACAGAGUGUUGAACCGGCGCAUGGCGGCCGCCACGUUGGAAAUAUCAAAGCCGUUCCAUUUCAUCCGCUUGACCAAGGCACUCAGGGAGGAUUUGGCAGUGUGGGCGGUUUUUCUUGAUGGGUACAAUGGUAGGUCCUACUGGCAGCAGCCAGAGGUAACGAAGGCGGUGCUGCAUCUGUUCACGGAUGCCGCGGGUUCAUCGGGAUUUGGGGCUAUCCUGGGGAAGCAAUGGUGCACGGAACCUUGGCCUGAAGCAUGGUUCGAAUCAGGCCUGACCAGGAACAUGGCGUUCUUGGAGCUCUUCCCCAUCGUGGUGGCGGUUCAUCUUUUGGGGCCGGAACUCAAGGACCGGCGGGUCGUGUUCCACUGUGACAACUUGGGGGUGGUACAGGCCAUUAAUAAUUUAACGGCCUCCUCCCCUCUGGUGGUCAGGCUUCUGCGGCGACUCGUAUUACGGUGCUUGUCUCUCAAUGUGACAUGCCGCGCUGUGCACAUUCCGGGUGUUGUGAAUACCACGGCUGACGCUCUCUCUCGUUUUCAAUGGCAGGUGUUUCGGUCGGCCACACUGGGAGCAGAUAUGGAAGGCCUCUCCUGUCCCAGAGAGCUAUGGUCCCUUGGCCUGAGCGAAUAAGGGAAUGGAUACGGUCUUCGGUGUCAGAGGCGACAUGGGUCCGGUAUGGUAAGGCAUGGGGGGACUGGGUCGCUCUGGAACAGGAUCAUGGUGGGUACACCUCUGCCGCUGAAAGGGUUCAGGGUCUUUUGCGCUUGCUCUGGUUCUGGGAGGCUAGCGGGUGUUCCCCGGCUAUCGGGUUUUAGUUUCUGGUUCAACUUAACUCACGUGCCAGACGUUACUAAGGAUUGCAUGGUUCGGCUUGAGAUGCGCGGUUGGUGUAGGGGUCCGUAAGUGCGGGAUUCGCGGAGGCCGGUUUCAGGUGCGCUGCUGCUGGGGAUCGUGUCGGUCUUACCCCAUGUUUGUUUUUCCACUCUGGAAGCUCGAUUGUUCCUGGUGGCGUUUACUUUUGCCUUUUUUGGGGCUCUCCAGAUUGGUGAACUCGUGAGCCCUAGCAGGCGGACUCCAGGGGGUUUGUUUUUCAAUGAUGUGUCCGUGGUGCAGUGCGUUUCUUGGUGCGGCGGUCCAAAACUGACAUUUUUGGCAAAGGGGUAUGGGUUACCAUAUGCGCCAUCCCUGGAUCGGCGGUUUGCCCAGUCUCGUCCUUUCAAUUCUACUGUUCUGGACGUCCGGGUGUCGCGGGCCCGCUGUUGAUUCAUGGGGAUGGUACCUACCUAUCUCGCUACCAAUUUCUCCGGGUCUUUCGGUUGGUGCUUGAGCGGCUUUGGGGGUCACUCCUUCCGGAUUGGGGCAGCAACGGAAGCCUCUUGUCUAGUUUUCUCUGAUCAGGUCAUUCAGAGGAUUGGUAGGUGGGAAUCUGGGAGGUUUUGGGCUUAUGUACGCCCUACGCGUCUGAUCGGUUUUCUCCACAGGGCCUGGCCAACGGAUCUGGCUGAUCAGGCAUUCCUAUAUCUACUGGGCCCACCUGAGGGGAAGGGUACGCCCGGGUGGGACGUGGCUUGGAAUACCUCAAGAACUGGCGGAGGUCCGAUGGUUCGGGUUCCAGGGCAUGAGAUGGGGCCAGCUGUUGUCGGAGGUUGUGCAGUUGUCUACUUUGCUAGGGGCCCCGUUAGUGGAUGUGUUAGUGGUGCAUCUGGGGGGAAAUGAUCUGGGGGCGCUGCCUGCUUGGUGCCUGGGGGAACUGAUUAGGCGGGAUUUAGCGCGCUUGCGUGUUCUGUUCCCGCAGCUUUGCUUAGUUUGGUCGGGCAUAGUGUCCAGGAACUAUUGGAGGUGCGCACGUGAUCAGGGGGCUAUUGAGCACUGCAGGGUAAAUAUUAAUAAGAGGGUGUCCAAAUUUGUGCUCAGUGUCGGGGGUUUGACAGUGCGGCACCGUAUCUCCGAACGGGAGGCAGCGAACUAUUUUCGCCCGGACGGGGUCCAUCUGACCGAUGUGGGGUUGGACUUAUUUAACUUAGCGCUGCAGGAUGCACCGGAGCAGGCCAUGGCGUUGGUUGGGGGGGUCAAGCACGCUGAUUUAGGCUUAAAUACAGCAGGUGCUAGUGGCGGGUAUGGUCCUUGCUGAACCAGUUGGGAAAAGGAGUACAGUGGAAGAAGGAAUGCUGGGUCUGGUCCCUCCCCUAAACUCUGGAAAUGUUUGGGUAUUUGGGCGUGCCCUCCGUGCCAGGAAAGGCGGCCAGGGGUUGGCAUGUGGAAUUGGAAGGAAAAGGUGAAGGCCAGGUAUCUUGGAUGAGGGGGGAAGGGGUACUCUAGAGGGGUUAUGGUCCGGUUGGCAAGGACGAGUUUGAGUUAUAUCAUGCUCAUAUCUAUUAAGGAUAGUAAUGGUUGGUUUAUAUAUAUGCUUGUUAAUUUAUAAAUAAAGCUGUGGCCUGUUUAUACCACAAUUAUGUUUUUUGGUCUUAAUUGGGGGAGCGGGUUGGUGAGUAUAAUGGGUCGCACCACACAAUAACCACUACCUACACACAUGAAGCUUUUCCUGGCCAUUGGCACUGUCAGAAUGUAAUCCACCUUCCUGGUUAAAAGUGAUUAAUGACUGAAGUCUUUCAAAAUUCAAGUUACUGAUAAAGAGGUGUGAGAAGAAUUUAGUGCUAGAGCAGUGGUGUAUUUAGGAUUUGUGCUGCCCUAGGCGGGACGGUGCUUAGGCACCCCCCCAAUUUAAAUUUUCCCUACCCCUUCCUGUCAAGGCCGCACUUUGACUGACAGACGCUCACUCACUGACAGACGCACACACUCACUGAUAGAUGCAUACACUCAUUGACAGACACACACACUCAUAUACACUGACAAACAAUGACAUACACACACUCAUUGAUUUGACACACUGAUAGACAGACAUACACUAUUACGCGGACACACACUGACCGACACACACACACACAUUCACUGACACACACACACACUUCCCCCACUCACAAUUAUUAUAUAUUUUUUCAUUUAAAUUGAAAUCCACUCAGCCUCCCUACUUUUGGGAUAGCUGGGUGGAUUUUUCACCUGGGGUCCAGUGGGGCUGCUGGGCAGGGAGGUGGCCGGACAUGCAGGUGGUCGGGCAGGUGGCGAGGGAGCUGCAGAGUGAUUCCGGGAGCCGGAAUAUGACGAAUAUGGCGGCUCCUGGCAUUACCGCGGGUCGCACAAAGGAGCAGAGAACUCCGGGGAAAGUGCUCCCUCGCCGCCCGCCCGGGGGAGUCCAAAGGUGGCCAGCCAGCUAGCUCUUGGACUCCCAUAAAACGAGGAAAACAAGGUAUUUGCCUAGGCAUUUGGGGGUGCCGAUUUUUGCCACCCAAGGCAAAUGCCUUGUUUGCCUCGCGGUAGACACAUCCCUGGGCUAGAGCACUGGAUGUUAGAUAAUGUUCUCAAUUUAUAUUGGAUCAUCUUUAGAAAUAGAAGCCCAUAGUAUUAAAUAGUAGACGUACGGGAUAACACACUCACCAAAUAACCCAGGUGCUCUGAAGCCAGGACGACCAGGACUCCUUUCCAAGAUAUGCAGAAUAAAUAACGGUUCAGACACUCCAGGAUAACAAAAAUAGCAGCUUUAUUGGGGAAGCUUGAUAAAAACCCAACACGUUGCUGCUUUUGCCCCGAUAAUGGUGCAAUUUUUGUUAUCCCGGAGUGCCUGUACCGUUAUUUAUUCUGUAAAGCAUUAAAUGGGUAUUAUAUCAGCAGAGAAAUAUCCCGUAAAGCAGUGUUCUCCAACCCAGUCCUCGUGGACCACCAACAGUCCAGGAUUUAUGUAUUUCCCUGUUUUAUUCCAAUGGAGAUACUGAUAAAACCUGGAGUGUUGGUGGUCCAUGAGGACUGGGUUGGAGAACACUGCUGUAAAGGACAUCUACAUCUCAGUGCAUAAUAGCAACAGACGUUUCGGUUGUAACCUCCAGCAACCACAAGUUUUCUGAAUGGAAGGCUAAAUGUUUUUGUUUUGCCAUUGAACUGGUUUAAGUAAAUUCCCCCCAAUCACUCUAACUCUGAAACGGUUUAUAACUUUGUUCCUGCAGGUGGAAUUGCAUGUUCACUUGGAUGCGACCAUAAGACCAGAAACUAUCUUGUAUUUUGCCAAGUAAGUUAUUUGUCUUGGACUGUAUACUCAGCAGCAUGUUAUUUAUAUUAUAGGCUCUACCCAAAGUUGUAGUGAGACUGUUGCUUAGAAUGUCCCUUUAAGUAUCAGAGAUAACCACCUCGGAGCUCAUAUGGAUUUUCAUAUAGAGAAAAAAAAAUACAACUUACAAAUCACAAUAACCAGAAAACUAAAUUGGUGAAAAUGUGGGCCAAAAAAAGCGGUGGCUUAUUACCAACACAAGGUAACUGCGUUAUCUUUUUCUGUAUCCAUUUAAAGGCCAACCCAGGAAUCUACUAUACUUUUUGUAAAUUAGCACUUCCUGUCAUUUCCAAACGUUCUAACCACCAACUACAAGUCAUGCUUAUUUGUACUUAUCUUUAUGUCAAGUGCCUUCAACUAUUUUAUCCUCAAUGUAGAAUACUUGUUUUACUAAUUUCUUCUCGCUCUCUCCUUAUAGUGCAAUAUAAAAAUAAAGCCAUUAAAGAGACAUUAAAGUCACCAAAACAACUUAAGCAGAAUUUUUGUGUAUAGAUCAACCCUCUGCAGUCUCACAGCUUAAUUCUCUGGCAUUUUAGAGUGAAAUAAAUGUUAUAUCUGUUUAUGCAGCCCUAGCCACACCUCCCCUGUCUGUGACUGACACAGCCUGCAUGAAAAUAAAAUGGUUUCAUUUUCAAUCAGAUGUAACUCACUUUUAAAGUUUUAAUCUCCUGCUCUGUAAAUUUAACUUUAACUACAAACAGGAGUCUAUUAAGCUAUUAACAGUGCAGGUGAUUAGAAAGUCUAAAUUAAACAGAAUUUGCAAUAAAGGAAGUGUAAACAUUAGAUGACUCUUUACAGUAAGUGUUUAGGAAGGCUGUGUAAGUCACAUGCAGGUAGGUGGGACUAGGACUGUAUAAACAAAAGUGAUUUCACUCCUAAAUUAAAAACAAAUGUGAUGAAGGCUGAACUUGAUGGACGCAAGUCUCUUUUCAGCUAUGUAACUAUGUAACUAAAUGGCAGAGGAUUGUGCAUGGAGACUGCAGAGGCAUGAUCUAUACACUGAAACUGCUUCAUAAAGCUAAAGUUGUUUUGGUGACUGUAGAGUCCCUUUAACGUAUUUAAGGAAUACUGCUAUAUCUUGAAUGAACGUAUAAUUUUUGCCAUAACUGGAGAAUAUAUAUUUUUCUUGCUUUUCAGUAAUAAUGUUAUUAACUUGCAUAGUGUGCUAUGGGUUACUCGAGCAAGAACACGUUAAAGAAGGUUGAAGAAGAUUCAUAGAAAUAAAAAAUAAAAAAAAGUAAAAAAGAAACAACCAAGUAACCAACUAACUGCAACGUAAUAUACGCAUUGCACCCAACCAAUGUGUUGGUGUCUAAAGUUUUCCAAUAAUGCAGUUAUAACAAUAUCCAGUACAAUUAUAACCAAGAGAUCAUCAUCGUUGUUUCCCUAGAAAGAAACAGAUGGAGAUACCAGGUGGAGAGUGUAUGGACGGUCUUCUGGAGAAAGUUGUUUGCAAAACCCCUGGAAACCUCACAGAAUUUCUAUCCAAAUUCAACAUUUACAUGCCGGCUGUUGCGUAAGUAAAUAUUUGUAUAGCAUAGAGGCAGCUGUGUUCCUUUCAAAUCACUGUAUUUGUAAAACAUCUCCGAAUGCAGAAUAUUGGAAGAAAAUCAGUUGGCGUGCAAAUUUAUAGAAAGAAAGUUUGGCUUGCACACCAUAAAAAAAGAAGAGGACCCCAGAUUUUGUAAAUGGGAGUGAGUUUUUGAUAGUGGGAGAUCCCGUUGGGUCAGAUUAACAUCUCAAACCGACAACAGUUGAUGAUAAUCUCCACAGUCAUUGGACUAGAUAAUGGAAUGUUCUCUUUUCAGAAUGUUUGCCCAUUGGAAUUAAACACUGCUUUUAUUCCCAAAUCACAACAGUGCUUACCACGUGUUAGUCCAUUUAUCGGUCUGUUCCCACCACAUAUAUUAAUCUGUCCCACAUUAACGUCCUUCAUGUGAAGUCAUCAUAACCAGACGGGAUAGAGGGUUCCAUGAGCUCACCUGAUAUGCCAGGUAAAGGGACCAUGUAGGAUCACAGGUGGAUAAAGUCAUAGAAUAUCCUCUUAACUUGCAAUCCAUAUUCUCAAAUAGCUGUCAGGAUUCUAUGCACCCCAAGGUUACCUGAUAAGAUGAGUUUUCAUCCCAGGCAUCCUACAGCGGAAAGAUGGUAGGUGCAUCGGAUCCCUAAAGGACGUAGAAAUUAUUUUAGAGACUUUGUGAGUGAGGAUGGAAAAUAAGUGUAGGGGGAGGGAGGCAAGGCUUUUCCUCAAUGGGUGUUUUACCCAUUUCUACACCUUGGCAAAGCAACGACUCCUUAGGCAACCAUCUAUUUCAUAGAAAAACACACAGACUCCGAUAACUUUUACAAAGUGUAUAUCUGCAAUCUAGACUUGAGAAAGGCACAUAUAUGUCGAAAUGUUACUCUUUCACUUUGAUGGCUGAAUAAACCCCCUAAAUGUAUUGCUGGGUAUCUUUAUUUAAAAUUUUUAUUGUCUGCAAUCUAUGUCCAUUUAAUCAAAACACUGAUAAUUUUUUUUAUUUUUUUUUAAAUCCUUCAGUGGUGAUCGUGAGGCAGUAAAAAGGAUCGCCUAUGAGUUUGUGGAGACGAAAGCCAACGAAGGAGUUAUUUAUGUAGAGGUCAGAUACAAUCCUCACCUCUUUGCCAACUUUAAAGUGGAUCCAAUCCCAUGGGGACAGAAAGAGUAAGUUUGUGUAAACAUUUAAAUAAAAUAAAAUAAAGUUUAAAGUAACAGUGGGCACUAGAACCAUAUUGUCUCAUUGAAUUAUAGUGCCUGGAGUCCCCGGCACUGCCCCUCAUUCAAUGUGAAACAAUUUUUGAGCAUUUUAACACUCAAUAAGGGUCCAUGGCCACCCACAGUCCAGUUCUUGAUAUUACACACUUCUUUGUAGUCAUACUAGUUCAUACCAGCAAUGGGCGCUGUGAUAGGUUGAAAGCGGUCAGCUGACACUCUAAACCAAUCACAGUCAUCCAUUGCUGCUCAGGCUAAUGCAUCCUUACUAGCCUAAGAAGCACUGAAGGGAUGGACCAUUGGGACUUUUGUUUAGCAUUAAAACAAUUUAAAAAAAAAAAAAAAAAUUAAUUACACGCACAUGAAAACAAAAGAAAAAUGUAUAAAAUUAAAAAGCCCACCAUGUAUAAUCCAUUGUACCAAUGUCGGAGCAACACAAGAGGUAAGGCCUCGGUGGUUGUUAAACGAGAGAGCCCACAAAUUGCCUCCUUUCUCCUCAGGUAAUGCUGUGAAGGCUUAAAGAACCCAGUAUUCCGUGUGGAAAUAUUUGGCAUAGUUUUCACGGACUAUCUAUAUAGUCCUGUCCUAUGGAGGUCUAUGUCACACCAGUACAAGAGCUCUACCUUUCGUCUACACACUUUGCUAGUCAAUUUACUAACAAAUGCAUAGCACAUCAUUGACCAUUCACCAAAAAAAAUCUGCUUAUGUACCAUUAGCACAUACAAACAUUACCAAGUUUUGGUUUUGAUAAACUAUAACCGGUUUACGCCAGCUGUGAAAAUUUUACAAAAUCUCAAUUUGUGCUGUGUGUAUCUCCCACAGAGGAGACCUUACCCCAGAGGAAGUGGUUAAAUUGGUCAACGAAGGACUGAAGGAAGGAGAAAGAGACUUCAACAUUAAGGUCAAGUCAAUCCUUUGCUGCCUGCGUCACAUGCCAAGUAACAUUUACUAUUACAUUUGUAGCUCUUACAAAUAAUGUUUGGGUUGUCCAUCUCUGCAUACGUCUGCUAAACUCUCAAUGGAACAAUUAGAGAUUAAAUCCCUUCAUUUUAUUCCCCAAUAUUGCAAUCUGGGCAUUUGUUAAAACCAAUUUUCUGGGUUCUUAUGGAUAAAAGCCAUGAAUGUGCAGAUAUGAAAUGGAGCAAUUUCAAAUUAGCAACAAAAGUACAGGAACCUCAUCAUUUAAAAUUAAUAAAUAAUUAAAAAUAUUAAUAAAAAAGGUGAUAUUUUUCAAAAGUGGCCCUAAAUUUAGCAGUAUGGAUUUUAAGAGUUCAAUUUGCCAUUUAUAAGGAAUUAAAGAGGACUCCUGGUCUAUUUAUUAAUUUAUGCACUGAAAAUUAUUUAUUCAGGAAAAUAUUUGUCUUUGAGCAAUUUCUAAACUCUUUCAGCACCAAUCCAGGGGAUAAUACAGAGUCAGAUCAGUGCUUUAGUGGUUAUGGUACCAGAAGUCUUUAAAUGUUGUUUAUCAGUAAUCUGUCAAACUGUUAACAGAUUAACUCUACUCUUGGUGUGUUGGGUACUACCACAUUAUCAUACCAACCCAUACUAAUUUAAGGCAGUGUACACUGGCUGAGAAUGUCAGGUGACAGCUGUCAGCUAGUGAAUACUGUGUAAACCAGGUAUGGGUUGGAAUGAAAUGCAGUAUUCAAAGUAUUCCACUUUAUCAAAACAACUCAGAAUGGAAUUACCAAGGAGGCCUGACACAGCAAGAUUAGAGCCCGUUUUUAAAUGGUUUGGCAGAAUACCAUCAGAUGGUACUCAGGGCUUCUGGCACUAUAACCACUACAGAACGCUAGUGAUGAUGCGAGAGUGCCCCAUUAAUAGGUGUUUCAGUUUGAGGCUAAUUAUGAUUACAAAAUGUGCUUUUCUUAAAUUCUGAAAGUGAAGAGUUUAGUCAGUCAAUUUGCCAUGUAGCAAUUUUUUUUUUUUUGAGACAUUCUAUGCGCAUACUAUGUAAAAUAAACCAAAGGUUUACUUAAAGUAAAUGCAGGUUAAAUCCUUAAAAUUAUACGUGUCUCUGUUAAAGAAAUUCUAUAUAUCUAUUUUAUAUGAUUUGUGUUAUUGUGAUGAUCUUAAGCCAGGGUGAUAUUCUUUGAGCUGUUUAGUGUAUUUCCAACAGGUUGGUCACCGGAGAUCGCAGAGCUCUGCAAAAAGUAUCACAAUAACACUGUUGUAGCGAUUGAUCUGGCAGGUGACGAACGUUUGAAGAGUGAAACAAGUCCUGAACAUAUGUGGGCUUUUGAGGUCUGUAUUAAUCACCGGCCCUUUAUUCUAUUUUUGAAAACAAAAAGAACACUAUAUGUCAGUGAUGGCGAUCCUAUGGCACGCCAUAGGUCGUCGGAGGAAGGGAGGGUGCGCUCCGCCAGCGCAUCCAUAAGGCGGCACAAGUGGCCGCCUUAGGGCGCACCGGCCCGGCGGGCGCAAAGCCGGAGUGACCGGCAGGAGGUGAGCGCAUAGCGCAUAGCGCUCCCUCCUGCCAGGCACUCUAUGUAACGAGCGCGCCGCGGCAAAACUUAUAUUUCCACAUACCGGCGGUGAAAGUAAAAGUACUUCCGCAAAACACCUGUCACAGUACAGAAACUGCUUCCGCAAUGCGCUUCGCUGCCUUACAAAGCCAAAACUCAAAGACACACACCUGAGAAGAUAAGAGAAGAGACAACCACAAAGAUAGAGACACAAAGGUAGAGAACCUGAGGUAGAGAGAACAUAGCGCGUAGAGAAGAGAACACCUGAGAUAGAGAGAGACAACACAAGGAAAUGAGGAAGGAACAACACAAAGAUGAUAGAGGAAAGACAACGAGAUAGAAGAACCUGAGGAGAGAGGAGAAUGAGGGAAGAGACAACCUAUGAGGAGAUGAGAAGAAGAGGACAACCACAGAGAGGAGAAUGGGGAAAAGAACCUGAGGAGAGAGAUAGGGAAAGGGAACAACCUGAGAAGAUAGAGAAGGAACCUGAGAAGAUAGAAGGGAGCACAAGGGAAGAUAGAGGGAACACAGGGAGAGAUAGAGAGGAAAGAGAACCUGAGGAAGAUAGAGAGGAAGAGGAACCUGAGGGAGAUAGAGGAGACUGAGAAGAUAGAGGACUGAGGAGAUAGAGAGGACUGAGGGGAGUAGAGCAGGGAGAUAUAGAGGAGAACUUGAGGGAGGGAUGGGGAAAGAAAAGCAGUAGGGGGGAGAGGGGGGACGACAUACACACAGCACUCCUGCCCUACACAUAUCACCCACACAAACAUCACCCCACACAUAUCACCCCACACACAAACACAUACACUGUACCCCUCAAUGCAGUGUGUGUAUUUAGCAGUCUGUGUGUGUGUACACUCAGCAGUCUGUCUGUGUGUGUGUGUACACUCAGCAGUCUGUCUGUGUGUGUGUGUGUGUGUGUGUGUGUGUAUUUAGCAUUCUGUGUGUGUGUGUGUAUUUAGCAGACUGUGUACUCAGCAGUCUGUGUGUAUUCAGCAGUCUGCUAAAUACACAUACAGACAGACUGCCGAGCACACACACAAACUGCUUAAUACACACACAGAUGUUAAUUAGUUCGGACAACUGUAUGAGUUGUUUUUUCUAAACUUAAACCUCAAUAUUCAGGUUUAAUUGCCAUUUUGGCACUUUGAGGAAAAAAAAAAUUGGCAUGUAUUACGGUUUGGGCACUCAGGCUCAAAAAGGUUCGCCAUCACUGCUAUAUGUUUUAUAUUAGGAGCCUGUGUGGUUCAGGGUUCCAGAAGUGGAGCAAUCAGCAGGAGUUUUCCACUGGUUUCCAUGGUGACUGCUCUGAAAUUAGAACUUUGCAUCACGACUGUGAGUUCUAUAAAACUCUAGUUGUCUUUCCCUGACAUUCCCCUUUGACUCGACAAAAAAUAUUUUUGUGUGUUGAUGCUCGGACAGAGGCUUAAGCAGAACUUGCCCAAUUAUUUAUCACACAUUAUUGUAAGAUAGUGUUGGUGGGAUUGAUUAGACACUUUCUGGGUUAUUUACUAUGGUCCGGAUAAUGCUUGAGCUAUAAUGUGCAAAAAAUACAUUUUUUUUUUGUAUAAUAAAAUAGUCUCCUUUGUAUUUUUCUGAAAUAAUUAUGGCAUAUGACCUUAUUAAAAGAUUGAAGGGUUUAGUUACAAAACAACAAAUGAUGUUUUAUUGAAAACCAAAUGCCAUAAUAUAAAUAGAAUGGAGGUUAAAACAGUGAAGCUGUGAUCAUAACCAAGAGGCAGAAUUUUAAAAAAUCAACUGUUUUGGACUAAAUUUAGCAGUUUGGACUUCAACCAACUAUAAUUCACGGUUUAAAAGAACUGUAUGGGCGCCAUAAUAACUUAACCGAAAAAGUUGUUAUGGUGCCCAGAGUUCCCUGGCGCUUUCUUACCUCGCAGGGUUAAACUGUUCUUGAAUGGUCUAACCCCAAAGAUUGCUGUCCAGCACCGGAUCUCUCUGUCCCUAUUGGCAUCUGGUUUCUUCAAUGCAGUUUCAGAAAGCAAGUGUUGCUGGGUAGGGUGGUCAGUUCGUACUCUAAGAUGAUCAGCAGCUCCCCAUUCAUAAAUAAAGCUACGUACAGGUUACAAAGUGCCAGGGGCCUUUGAGCACCAUAAUAAUUUAAUUUCAAUUAAGUUGUUAUGGUGCUUGGAGUUUUCCUCUAAUGAAUAAUCACAUAAAUGCUACACUGAGACUAUAUCACGCGUUAUUUAGCAAAUUAUGCAAAGUCUCCAGAUGAAAUCCGUUGAAGUGACAGUUUCCCUUUAAAUUCCUCUAUAAAUUUUGUGGCUGUUACAUGGUAUCCUAUGAUAUUUUCUGCAUCACUGUCUACAUCUAAGGGAAUGCCCAUUACAUUUUAAAUUUCAACCAGGAACUUUCUUUUUUUUUUUUAAAUAAGUGAAACUUUUAAUGUUCUUGAUACCCAUGUACAUUAUACGUAAUAUGUCACAUUCAUAUUCUCAUGAGCAACAUUCUCUUUUGCAUUGGCACAGGAAGCAGCGAGGUGUGGAGUCCACCGAACGGUGCAUGCUGGAGAGGCGGGGCCACCGUCGGUGGUCAAAGAGGUGAGAUUCUAAAGUGUACCGGCCCUUUAAGAAUUAAAUGGUGUCGCUAGAAAGGAGGGGUUUAUUUACUAUAAACCAGACUGCAAGAUUAUGCAACUCCGCUAUAGUCACGUGGAUUGGCUACUUCACCUUUUUAUGUAAUUCAAUUUUCAGUUUACUACAAAUGGAUGUUAAAUGAAUAUACCACAUAAUGCUUACAUUACAGAAGCAAAUGAUUCUGUUUUAUUCAUGUGACAUUAUUUAAGCUUUAACUCUGUGUCAUUGGAAAAAAAUAUAAAAACAUGCAAACAAAACAACAAACAGUUUCAACUAAAUAGCAAAAAAUAGGAAAACAAUGCCAAUAUGCUAGAGUAUCGCAUAUUUUGGCAUCUUGCCUACUGGACUAAUACGUCUAAUCCAAUCUAGAAAAUGGUAGAACUAGGAAAAUUCUUAGCUAUGCUUCCAGUUCAGCUCCUUUAUCCUUAAAGGACCACUAUAGUGCCAGGAAAACACACUCGUUUUCCUGGCACUAUAGUGCCCUGAGGGUGCCCCCACCCUCAGGGUCUCCCUCCCGCCCGGCUCUGGAAGGGGGAAAGGGGUUAAAACUUACCUUUUUCCAGCGCUGGGCGGGGAGUUCUCCUCCUCCGAUCCUCCUUCUCUCCUCCCCGUCUGAAUGCGCCGCAGCGGCAAGGCGCUGGCGCAUUCAACGUCACUGGAAAGCAUUCAUAAUGCUUUCCUAUGGACGCGAUGCUCUCACUGUGAAAAUCACAGUGAGAAGCAUAAGCGCCCUAGUGGCUGUCAAUGAGACAGCCACUAGAGGAAAUAGGGGAAGGCUUAACCCAUUCAUAAACAUAGCAGUUUCUCUGAAACUGCUAUGUUUAUGAAAAAAUGGGUUAACCCUAGCUGGACCAGGCACCCAGACCACUUCAUUAAGCUGAAGUGGUCUGGGUGCCUAGAGUGGUCCUUUAAAGGAACACUAUAGUGUUAGAAAAAAGCUCCCUGGGCUCUGGCUAGGUCUCUUCCUCCAAUGUCAUGUCAAUAAUGGGACCUAAUGUGUAUGUAAGGGAAGUGCCACAUGCUCAUUAAAGCUUUCCCAUAAGUAAGCAUUAAAUCGGUGCAUUCCUACGGGGGACACAGAAGAUGUUAGCUGUCCUCAUGCAAAGUGUGGGGAUAUCUAAUGUCGUUUAAUGGAGCAAACCUUCUUAAGGGACUUGAAAGCACCUCUAGUGGCUGUCUGCAUCUGUUAAACAGGUAGGGGCACUGCACCCAGACCACUUCAAUGAGAUGAAUAGGUCUGGGUGCCUGUGCUGUCCCUUUAAAUUUGAAAUUCACUUUGAUCCGUUGUUUUAUUAUUUUUUUAUAUGUCCAUAGUGUUAUUUAGAAUUUCUAAUUUCAAGGCAAAGUCCACCAUGUUAUCACUGGUUUUCUAAAGAAUUUAGCUUUAUCAAUUUUGUUUGUUUUAAUACAUUAAUGGACUUGAUUAAUAACUGCAAUAAAAAGCUCUUAUUUACUGUUCUGGAGAGUACAUUGUGUGCUAGUUAGGACUCAAAACCGCCCCUGUCUCUCUGCUUUUCUUUUCCCUGGGUGAGCUGGGGUUGCCAGAUCCAUGAGGUUUAACUGGACUUGUAGCACUCUGACAUGCUGAUUUGUAGCAUUCACAGAAUCAGGUAACUGCUCAAAGCAGACCUGAGCGGGGACUAACUGAAGGGCAAUCUACUGACUUUCUCUAAGCUUUUGCCCUCAGAUUUUCCACUCUGAUAUUCUCUGUUUUUGUUGCAAAUCAUUUGCUAAGGCUCUCCCUAAGCUAAUAUGUUAAUCCAGACAUGGACACUGCCUUGAGGGGUAUCAGCUACACCACGCUGUCGAGGCCCAAUGUAGGCCGAAAUGAUCAUUCCGGGUUGCCGUAUCUCAUGUGCAGAGAGGACUUGCUGGCAUUUGGGUUCUGAACUGCCCUAAUGGGUGGUAUCAUUCUGAUAUGCAAAUGGUAUAGGUUCGCUUUUCAAUGGCACAAGAGAGAAAAAAUACUUUUUGAGACCUGAGUGGGGACUAGCCAAAAGACAUUCUUAGGGUUUUUCUAAGCUGUUGCAUGUUCUCAUAUUCUCUUUGUUGUGUUUUGUUUUAUUCUUAACUGCUCAAAGUAGGUCCAGAGUAAGGUAGAUUCGGUAUGUAUAUUAGUCAGAUUUGAGCAAAGAUUAUCAUGGUAUGUGUAUCAAAAUAAUAUCCAACAUAAUAAAAAAUGUAAGUUUCUGUUGCAAUCAUUUCUUCCUCUUUAUUUCCCAUUUUUCUAUCUAGUCAGAUUUAAAGGGAGAGAGGCUUACUACAAUUUUCCUCCCUAUAUCCCCUUCUUACCAGUCUAUGCGAAGACCAUCCAUGCUGAGUUAACACACCCUUUGACUCUGUAUCAAGCACAGCACUUGAGAGAUAUCUUUCAACAGAUAUUGGUACGAUCCUGCAAUUACCAUCACAACAUCAGAAGUAACACAUGCUAAUAUUAUUGAUACUAUUGGCAUGAUUACUUUGUAUAUUAUUUUGAUACACAUAAUGUAAUGAUCUUUGCUCAAAUCUGACUAAUAUACAUACAGAAUCUACCUUACACUGGCCCUAUUUUUUACUGACAAUUAAGUGUCAUGUAUACGGUGUGGUAGACCUGUCUCAUCUAAUAUAGGAAUAGCCUUACAGGGCUAAGGAAUUUAUGUAUAUAGCUAUUUUACUUAUAAGUAAAUUUUUUGUUACAAUUGUCUCCACCACAGAGAUCACACCAUUACUUUAGAUACAGGUAUAUAUCUAGGGAGCCCUCUCCUCACUUAUGUGAGAAGAUUUUGGCAUAUUCUUUUUUCCUUUUUUUAAAUCACUCUAGUUUCUGUUUUUGCAGUACUAGCCACACCUCCCCUGGGUGUGACUGACAACCUGCAUGGGAAAAAAAAAGGUUUCCUUUUUAAUCAGAUGUUAAUUUAAUUUUAAAGUUUUAAUCUCCUGCUCUGUAAAUUAAACUUUAAUCACACACAGGAUGGUCCUGCAGAGUCUAGCAGGCUAUUAACAGUGCAGUAGGUAAGACAUUCUGAAUUAAAAAGUACAUGCAAUAAAGGAAGUGUAAACAUUAGAUGUCACUUUACAGGAAGUGUUUAGAAAGGCUGUGUAAGUCACAUGUAGGGAGGUGUGACUAGGGCUGCAUAAACAAAAUGAUUUAACGCCUAAAUGGCAGAGAAUUGAGCAGUGAGACUGCAGGGGUAUGAUCUACACUCCAAAACUGCUAAAGUUGUUUUGGUGACUAUAGUAUCCCUUUAAAAUUUACAUUUAAGUUUAAUACGCAUUUAUACAUGUGUGUCUGUCUGAAACUAUAUCCACUGUAUGUUUAUCUACCCCAUAUUUUGUGGAUUUAGACAGCAGUUAUUUCUUUUGGGGUCAAAGCUAAAUAAAGAUCACUUAUGUAACUUUAUCUCACUUAAUUUCCCCCCUGAGCCAACACCAAUAAUGUUAAGUCACUGCACACGAGACAGACUGUUUCUGCCAGCACAGGAGACCGUGAGGCGUUCUGGUCUAAAACAGAGGUCCCAAACCUUAUUUGGGCCAAAGCUCACUUCAGUGUUAGAAAAAAAAAUAAAAAAAAAUUCCAGAGCACAUUUGCUUGAAUGCUUAACACUCAAAUAUGCACACUUCAAGCCAAAUGGACAACUUUCACGUGGGAAUCACAAUUUUAGUGCUUACACAGACAAACACAAAAAUAAAUAAAAAUAAAACGAAAACAAAAGAAAUAUAUAUAUUUUAAGAACCGCAUUCAACCUUUUUUAGUCUUUAUAUCAAUGUGCUCAUGGGCGGUGCUAAAUUGGUCACCGCUGCAGCCCUGUCACCGAUGGAGAAAGUAAAAAUAUGUUGAAAUAGCCCGUUUAAAGCAGAGGUAUAGCUAAAUAGGAAGCACUUUCUAUUUUGGAAAGGUGGCAUUUCACUUUAAAUUUAGCCAAGCAACACAUUUAAAAACAGGACACAGAAGGUUAGUGCCAGUUCGUGUCAGUAAUAGCAAUUGGCAAGGGUUUAAUUAUACCAGGUGACCUUGCGAUAAUUAACUGGCGAGGGUAUCAUGUCAAAGAAACUUUAACCAUGGACAAGAACUACUCUAAAUAUAGAAUAAAGAAAAAAAAAACUAGCUAAACUACAUAUAUUUUUCCACUUAAAAAUCAUCUAUCAUCUUAUAUGGUUUUGAUAUAAUUUGGUACACGUUUUUCGUUAUAUAUUUUUUGCUUUAUACUAUUGAUAGUCUUAUUAUCAAUAAUAUUUUCUGGUUCACCUGUUGAUUUACCAACAGUAAUACUUUUAAUCAAUAUAUUAAAUGCUAUGUUUUACUUAAAAUGAUACUAGUAGGGAAGUACUUCUCUAUUGUGAAACAGAAUAUUAAAUCGCUAUACAUAGCUAAACAAGCUGAGCGCACACAAACUACCUGGGAGUCACAGCUUAGACACAGGUGUAUCAGUCAAUUGAAACCAGGGGGAAGCAAUCACACACAGAGCGCAGUGGAAUUGAUGGGACUUACCGUAAUUAGGGAGGAUGAACUUGCAUGCCAAAAUAGAUAAAUAGGAAAUAAACUUGCAGAUUGAAUAUUAUGGCCUGAAAUUUUAAAUUAACGGGUCAAUUCAUGAUGAUUGGUUUGGUGACAAACCUAGAGAAUGUACUAUUCCUGCUAUAAGAAUGGCAUACGGUAGCUAGUGAAGCUGACAAUCUAAUCCAUGGGUAGACAACCUCCAGCGCUUCAUAUAUUCUGAACUGCAUCUCCCAUAAUGCUCUUGUAAUGCUGGCAAUGCAUCAGGGGAGAUGUAAUUCACAACAUCUGGAGUGCCAAAGGUUGCCAACUCCUUAUUUCAUCAAUACCUUUUAACCACAACUGUUGUUUAACUGCAACUCUCAUUAUGCUCUAACUGCCUCUAGGCUGGCAAAGAAUCGUGGGAUUGGUAGUCUGACAAUAUCAGGAGGGCUAGCUGUUCUAGGAAACGUAAACAUGAAUACAUUAUUAUAGAGAAUUUCCUGCAAAUACAUCAAUGACAUUUAUAAAUGGAUUUGACUGAGUAUAGUUUAAAUGUUAAACAAUAUACAAAAUAUUAUUUUAAAUAUAUUUUUAAUACAUUUGUAUUGACAGUCAGUUUUUUUUCUUUUUUUUUUUUUAAAUAAUUAUUUUGUCACCAAAGCUUGUGUUUCCUUAACUUCUAGGCUGCACUGUUCCCCAUUUAUUUGCUAGAAAUACUGCCAACCAAGAUGUCUUGGCUUAGGUUUCUGGGAGUUAUAGUUCAGCUGUUUUCUUUCUAUAGUAGAACACUGGCAGUUGAAACUGGACUCCCAGAAACCCUUGCCCUGCACAUAAUGCCACACAGUUCUAUAGUUUGUUAAAGGUACACUCCGAGCAGCAAACGAAGUACAGCACAGUAGCACACUGUAGUGGUUAUGGUGCCAGGAGUGUGCUGGAUACCCCAUUGUAAGUAGUUAGUUUUAGAACCUCUCCAUUCAUGCAGACGGAGAGCUUGUGUGUAGGUAGUGGUUAUUGUGCGGUGCGAACUAAAGCAAUCAAAAUUACGUUAUCCCAAUUUUCCCCCCAAUUAAAACCAAGAGACAUAAAUGUGGUAUAAACAGGCCACAGCUUUAUUUAUAAUAAUAAACAUAAAUCAAUCAGCCAAUAUUUUAUCGGAAAAUAUUGUCCUUGCCAACCAAACCAUAAUAACUCCCAGAGUACCCCCAACCAGGGUAACUGCCCUCCCCCCUCGUCCAAGAUAACUGGCCUUUUAACUUGGCCUUCCAAUACCCCAUGCCAACCCCUGGCCGCCUUUUACUGGCACGGGGGGCACGCCCAACUACCACAAACUCUCCGAGGUUAGGGGAGGGACCAGACCCAGCAUUCCUUCUUCCGGUGUACUCGUUUUCCAACUGGUUUGGCAAGGACCAUACCCGCCAGCUGUGACAAGAAAGAAAGUUAACGAUAUACAAUACGCAACAAUCACAAGCAAGGGUGGGCGGGAGGGAAGAUGUUACCAGCCGUUAUUCUAAGAUGGCUGAGGUAAGGGACAAAAUGACUGCCCUUUUAUAUGACCCCACCCCACCCCUAACCUAAGUGACACCCCCCCACAUGUGACACCUACACCUACCACACCCACACAUGCCUCCUAUCCGGCUAGCUUUUAGCCCGCCUCCUCUGGGCCUGGAAGCUUUGAUCGCUCUCAGCCAAUGCCUACACCAUGCACUGCAUGUCUUCGUUCAGACAGAGAUCUUACAUCUCUCUUCUGGAAGUAUCUAUUUCCACUGGGAGACACCAGGGUACUCCUGGCACCAUAUUUACUACAGUUUGCCAUGUAAAUUUACAACUUGAUUUAAUAUUGUUAGAUAAGCUUUACAAAUUAUUUAAUAUUUUGAAAAUAAUUUUAACACUGCAAUAUGUUUUGAUAUAUUGAUAUUUGUAUAUGCUAUAUUUUUUUAAUAUUUUAAUAUUCUUAGAAAUCAUUUUAAAAGCUUAUUCUAAAAUCUGAAAUGAUUUGAAAAGCUUAUACAAAAUAUUAAAUCGAGGCUUUAAUUUGCUAGAUUUCAGAGUUUAGUAAAUGACACUGACAGCUAUUUUAAGUAAAUCAUUGCGCAAUGUUUCUGUGUUUUAACUCUUAAAGGCGGUGGAACUCUUAAAGGCCGAGAGAAUAGGACAUGGAUAUCACACCCUGCAGGACCCAGUGCUCUAUAAACACUUACUGGAUAUGAACAUGCAUUUUGAGGUAUGUGCUAAAAAUUGCCAGAAUUUAAUGAUGGAAGAAAUUAAAAAAAUUGGUCCCAAAAUGGCCUGUUCGUUAUGUUGACCUACCCAGCCAAUUUGGAUAAAUAUUUCUGAUAACAUUUGAUUUAAAUUGUGAGCUAUCAGUCAUAUUCCUUUUUUUUAAAUUCCAGAUGUGCCCUUGGUCUAGUUACAUAACCGGAGCCUGUGACCCAGAUUUCACAAAACAUCCUUUAAUCAAGUAAGAUCUAUUGUGUGUUAAUGAUGAAUAUAUGCCAGAAUAUUGACUAAGCUGUCAAUAUGUUUUUUGACACUUGUAACAUGAUGCCUACAUUGGUUGGUUUUAAAGGGACAUUAUAGGCUCCCAGACCACUUCAGCUCAUUGAAGUUGUCUGGGUGCAGUGUUCCAGGUCACUUAACCCUGCAAUUGUAAUUAUUACAGUUUGUGAGAAACUGCAAAAAUUGCCUUCAAGGGUUAACCCCACGUCUAGUGGCUAUCUACCAGAUACCCACUAGAGGGACUUCUGGGUAGUUAAGGGACUUUUGGUCACCUAACUGACGCUACAAGUCCUCACACUUUGCACGAGGACAUCCAGCGUUACCCCAAACAACAUUGGAAGGCAUUAUACAAGGCUUUCCUAUGGGGGAAGUCCUAAUGUGAGCCAAUGUCAAAGGAGUGGAAGAGUGCUCACUACAACCUGCUGUUUAGUGUAUAAACCCCAAAUAAGUUAAAUUAAUACUGUGCUGCAGGAGAGUGUAAAGAAGAAACGGGUGUUUAUCUUGGAGAAUGAAAUACUCAGCACACGAUUUAAAUGGUUAGAAUUUAAUUUCAGUCUUAUAGUGACCAUUUACAUAUUAUCCCAUAUUGCAGGGAUUUCACGGCAAACGGACAGGAAAACCUUCUGUCAUGAUUAGGUUAAAUACAUAAAUAAAAUGAUAAUUCAUUGCAAUGCUACGGCACAGUCCAGUCUCGGAAUGAGAAUUUGGUUUUAGAGUCUUGUAACAUCUGUCUUGUCAUUGGUAAUUACAAUGUUAUGCCGAAAAAGUAAGAGAGCAAACAAAUCCCAGCAUGCACUGCUUGUGUUGUUAGCGUGGCCAAGUCAGACAGUCGAGACCCAUCUGGUGUUUAACUCCUUCCUGUGCUUUAAAUCCACAAUAUAGUUACAAGCAGAGGAGAUAUCCAGAAAUAUACGGUUCAUCAUUCCUGUCUGGAGGAAAAUAAGGAUUGGUCUCCUUAUGUGGAAAAGUUGUUUUGGUACUUAGCCCAGGAUAAGGGAUCCAAGUCUAGGAUUAGCAUCUUGGAGUAGAAUUAAGGGAACACUAUAAUACAAACUUAUAUUGCUAACACUAGAGUGCCCCAGACCCUAUCAGCGAUAGGCAACCUUCGGCACUCCAAAUGUUGUGGACUACAUCGCCCAUAAUACUCUUACAGCCAUAAUGCUGGCAAAGCAUCAGGGGAGAUGUAGUCCACAACAUCUGGAGGGCAGAAGGUUGCUUACCCUUGCGUUGUAUAUAGGUCUUCCCCUUUUUCAAAUAAAUGUAAUAAAAUAAAGUUUUCACUCACCUUUUUUCAACACCAAAAUUCCAUUGGUGCUGCUCACCUCUCUGCCUCCCACAUUGUCAUUGAGUGGAGAGGAGAAUUUGGGAUUUGAUGCACAUGCACGCUCUAAUGCUUCAUAGAAAAGCUUUGAGUCAAAUGCUUUCCUAUAAGCAUCCACAUCAUGUGAUUACAUUUUAUUCAGACAUUGCCUUAUUGCCUCAUUUAGAAUGUUUUACAUUCAAGGAAGCUGCAGUGUUUUACAUUGCAGGGUUAAAAUGAAAGGACCACGACACCAGGACCACUACAUUGAGAUGAUGCAGUCUGAGUGACUAUAGUCUCCUUUUAUGAAAUAUUGGGUACCGUUACAUGGAUUAGGGUGGCCUUUGAGGGUAUUUGAGCACUGGAUAAGCUGCUAUUGAUGCCACUGAAUUUUAACAAAUUGCCAGUUCCAAAGACCAGACUGUGGAAGACCUGUUACAGACAGAGUUAUUGACCAAGUAUUUGGAAAUCAAAGUGAAUUUUAAAUUAAAGGUCAAAGUACUCAGUCUGGCAGCAUAGCUGACAUGGAGAUGUUUACCAGUUUGGCAAUUUUGAUCUUUAAUUUCAAAUUCACUUUGUAUUCCAGACUUUUCUCACUUUAUAGAAUAAGCCUAUGAAAGUUAAUGAGCACUACUUAAAUCCAUAGCCUUUCAGCCAAAUCUCAGAAAAUGUAUAUAGUCCCAUUUCUUCCUCAACUUCUUGCAGGGGCGGACUGACAACUCACGGGGACCCUGGGCAAUAGAAGAUCAUGGGCCCGUCUUGUACCCACCAGCUUGGAUGCUACACAAAUAUAGGCCGCGCCGACAUACACGCACCGUCCACAUGUUCAUUCUUGACAUACACAGAUACACAUACAGAUACACAGACACACACAAACACAUAUAGAUACCGAGACACACACACAAACAUAUACAGAUACACAGACAUACAGAUACACAGUCACACACUAGCACACAUACACAGCCUUACACAUAGACACAUAGACACCCAGAUAUACAUAGACACACAGAUAACAUUACAUAGUUUUAACCAUCCCUUCUGCUUUCCUACCUGGUGUCCAGUGGUAUCUGGUUGAAUAUGAUGGGAGUUAGGCUCUCCUUCCUCUGGUGCUGCCUCUUGGUCUCCCUCCUUUCUGUCCAGGCAGCUCGUUGCUAAUUAGGGUCAGGGGAAUUUCCUCCAGCACAGCAGCAAUAGAUCAGGGGACCGUAAGCGCUGAUAAAGGGUCCCCUGAUUUAUUUUCAUCGGAGUGGCCCGCGCCAAAGGCGCACAUCAACAUAUGUACGGUCGUGACGUGAUGUUGCGCGCCUACGCACACUAGGCUGCAUUCAUCAUCAGCUCUGCUGGGCCCUGUUUCUUGUAACCACUGCCUCACCGAGCUCAAGGAUGGCGCGGUUAUUGCGCAUCGGACUCGAGUGGUCGGGGUCAAUUUAGUAGUGUGAAUGACUGACAGUGCCAGACACAUAGAGUGGGCGGCAGGCCCCCUUACUCGGCCAGGCCCUUGGACCAUGUCCGAAGUGCCCGACCGCUCAGUCCGCCCCUGACCUCUUGUAAUAGACAUAAGUCUGUGGGUUAGUUGUCUGUGGGCUAGGUACCUGAACUUCAAUCUGCUGAAAGAUAGUUCUGACUCGAUAGUUGUUAAUUCAAUAAAGUACGACUUUUGACAAAUAGUUUGUAGCUAAAUUAAAUUUCAGAAAAUGGCCUUAAAUUAAUUUAAAGAAACUGGUUUUUAAUUUUACCUGGUUAUGUUGCAUUAUGAAGAGGUGGAGGGCGGGUCAGGGUUUGAUGACAGAUUCUGAAUUUGGUCCAACUAGUUUAACAUCUUUGACCAAUAAGAGAGUGUUCUCUUAUGUAUCAUUUGAGGGUCCCUUGUCUUUCUACAUGUACUUUAGGAGGUCUGAUGUACAUCCUAUGCCAGGUAUUCCACCAAUCAUAUUUGUCUAACCUUACUACCUGGACAAAAUCACAUGUCCCUCUACACAUUCAUAGGAACCCUCCUUCUUUAUUCCAGUUUGAGAGUUCUUUAUAUCUCCUCGGGGGUGGUACCUCAUUUUGAGUAACAAAGUUUAAUAUUGGCCAAUCUCAGAACAUUUCUUCCACUCUGUGCAAAUUCUUCUCUUUCAAUUCAGGCUCAAGGCAGAUAAAGCAAACUACUCUUUAAGCACAGAUGGGCCACUUCCGUUUGGAACAACACUCGAAAAUGAUUACCGUAUUGCAGCUACUUCUAUGGGAUUCAAUGAAGAUGAUUUUAUGCGUAUAGUAAGUCCACUCUUCUAAUAUUUUCUCCUGAGCGUCUACGCAUUGUUUAACCCCUUAAGGACCAAACUUCUGGAAUAAAAGGGAAUCAUGACAUGUCACACAUGUCAUGUGUCAUUAAGGGGUUAAACCACUGUCUCAAUCAGGCUUCAUAACAAGAAUUUUAGCAGUCCAAGAAAAAUGUAAUUUAGCCUGACAAAUAUUAAAACGAUAGAUGGGAAUUCAAAAAAUAAAAAAAUAAAAUACACAACUGAACUCUGCUCGUGUACUUUUUAACAGUUUCAGUUUUUAAAAAUAAGACAACUAUCAAAUGAAGAGAGGAUAAUAAUUUAAAUCUAGGAUUGCCAGACACACUUAAAAACGAUCAAUUCUACAGAUCUGAAACAAAAAAUAAAUUUUAAAGUUAUGAGAAUUGUUGUGGGAGAACAGAUAGAAUUAAGGGGAAAUCGUAACAAUGAAUGUAAUUUUUUUUUUUUAAUUUUCAGAACAUCAAUGCAGCCCAAUCCUGUUUUCUACCUGAAUCAGAGAAACAAGAACUUCUGAGUAAGGUCUACAAUGCCUAUGGUUUGACAGUCAUAUAAAAAGGUUCAAAAACACAAAGGUCCCUCUGAGUGGUCCUCUUUGGUUGAGAGGAAAUUAGUAUGAACUUCGGAGCAUCUAUCCAAAAAAGGAAUAUAUUCAGCAUGUUGUAACGUCAAAUAAAGUUUUGCAUUCACUGUUAGUAUAUAUUGAAGGCUGUAUUUUACAUGCGCAAUGGUUCAAUAACUCAUAUUUUUAUGUUUAUAUUUAGAUGCAUGCAGUUAUAUUAUUUAAAAAAUAUCUCUGGGGGGUAGUCUGUCUACAAGAUCUCACAAACUGAGUCAAGCUAAAUGUAUUAUAUCAAUAAAAGUCACUUUGACUCUCAAAGUGUUUCUGAACUACAUUUCCCAUAGUGCACAAGGCUGACCGGUUGGACUGAGGUAUCAAGGUGAGCCGUUUUGCUAUUAUAUAAACGCAUUUUAUAACUUAGAUAAGACAGAACACUGAGUAAGUGGUGAGCAGACCUAUUGGUGGGCAGGAUCUUACCAGUCUCAAAUAUGGACAUCUACACCGGUCUGGCUAAUAGACAAAUGUAGGCUUGAUUAAAUUCUUUCAGUGUGCCUGAUCCAGACAUAGUGAGUAUAAAAAAAAGUAACAUGUAGAAGGAAAAGAUGAAUUAACAAUAAAACAAAAAAUGAUAGUUGUAGGAACAAUGAUGAAGGCAAAGCAUUCUUAUGAUCAGGAGGUUUCCAUGUAUGACACUAGCUUAAACCGACGUUUUGGAAAUUCCCAAACUGCUAGUUCCAUAUCUCGUUCCCAUAGUUAGCUGGUAGUAGAAAUGUAUUGGAAAGGGAUAGGCUGCCAAGCGAAGGUCUAUGGUACUACCAAGCCACCAUCAAUUAAUGUAGCCCACAAACAUCUGGCCUCUCUGCAAUCUCAAUAAAGACUCGCCAGUCUGAAUAGUAUUCUCUAGAAUGGC